AUGCUACCUCGACUGUGGGCACUGGUUGUCGCACUAGCCUCAUCUUUCCAGCUGUCCAGCUGUUUGCACAUUCCACCCAAUGCCAUCAAGCAGUCCCUUCGCUGUCACUACGACUACAUUGUCGUUGGUGGUGGUGCCUCAGGCUUGGUCGUAGCAAACCGACUCAGCGAAGAUCCAAAUGUAACGGUAUUAGUGCUCGAGGCUGGAACAUUAGACACUGGAGGGGCGAAGGUGACGAUCCCAGCGGAGAUAGGCGACACGCUCUGGACCGAUUACGACUGGAAGCUUCGGACCGUUCCACAAGAGUUCCUGAACAACAGGAAUGUCGCACUCAACCAAGGCAAAGUCGUCGGCGGAGGCACCAUUCUUAAUGGGAUGGUGUGGACCCGGGGCUCGGCCAGGGACUACGACGCCUGGGGAGAUCUCAACGACGUCGAGGGCCGGGAAAAUAAGUACAACUGGCGGUGGGAAGACCUUCUGCCCUACUUCCAAAAGAGCGAGAACUUCUCUGCGGAUGUCGAUGCCGCGGUCGAGUCAAAAUUCAACAUCCGGCCCAACGCGGACAUUCACGGAGACGAGGGGCCUUUGUCUGUUGCAUAUCCUCGUUUCUUCUACGAUCAGUCUGCAUACCUCGAUCCUGUGAUAGACCGUCCCAAUCUUCAUGUCGCGACGGAGCAGAUGGUCACACAGAUCCUCCUGGAGGAGAUAGACAACCCAGGCGCUGGUGACGGCGAAUCUGCGUUUGGUCGGCUACAGAAGGCAGUCGGAGUUGAGUUCUCGCACUCAAGAUCCAGUCCUAUUGCAAAUGUUACGUGCUCGAGGGAGGUUAUCAUGGCAGCUGGUGCCAUCUUUUCCCCCACGACUCUGCAAGUAUCUGGUAUAGGUCCUGCAGAUGUACUCAAGUCUCUGGACAUCCCAGUACGAGUCGACCUACCUGGAGUGGGCGCGAACUUGCAAGACCAUGGGAUGUUACAUCCUGUGUAUUCAUACACUAAUACCUCCUUGAUCACCGCCAAGUCCAUCGAGGCCAACAAUGAUUCCCGGGCUGCCGCCCUGAAUGAGUACGAAACAUACCGCACAGGGCCGUUGACCGCGCCGUUGAUCAGCACAAUCGCAUUCCCAGCCAUGCGCCACUUUGCAGACGACUGGGUCGAGCUCAUCGACGCCGCCGACCGGCGCGGCAUCGACCAGACACUGCCACCAGGCACCCCCGCCUCUGUCCGGGCAGGAUACCUAGCCCAGCGCAAAUAUCAGAUCCCCCUGCUGCGCAACCCGACCGAGGGCGCCGUCGAGAUCCUGGCCGACUCGGUCGGGACGCUGUCCGUGGCGAUGCAGCGGCCCCUGUCCCGCGGCACCGUCCGCCCGGCGUCGCGCGACAUCUUCGACGCCCCGCCUCUCGUCGACCCGCGCUACUGCUCCGAGCCGUUCGACUGCCUCGUCCUUGCGCGGGCGCUGCUGUUCAACUGCGCGCUGGUCCGCACCGCCGCCAUGGCGGAGCUGCAGCCCGUCGCGCAGGAGCCCUACUUCUGCCCGGACGACCUGUCCUUCUCCUCCGGCGGCGCCGCCAACAACAACAACAAGACCGCCGCCGAGCAGAGGAACGUCACGGACGCCAGGAUGCUGGAGCUGGCGAGGCGGUUCCUGGCCACCGAGUUCCACCCCUCGGGCUCCACGGCGAUGCUGCCCCUGGACCUGGGCGGGGUGGUCGACACCGGGCUGAGGGUGUACGGGACCGAGGGCUUGCGGGUCGUCGACGCCGGCGUGAUGCCGAUGGUGCUCGGGGCGCACCUCCAGGCUGCCGUCUACGCGAUAGCCGAGAGGGCUGCUGAUGUUAUUUCUGGACGGGGUGUGGAUGGUGAUGUGGAACUUGAUUGUGCUGGACCAUGUCGGCCCCAAAGGUGA
Messenger RNA from Diaporthe citri, 1902 nucleotides. RefSeq lists its product as uncharacterized. The record is from RefSeq and is a predicted model, not a curated record. Gene Ontology annotation, molecular function: flavin adenine dinucleotide binding; oxidoreductase activity, acting on CH-OH group of donors. NCBI's taxonomy places the organism in Eukaryota, Fungi, Ascomycota, Sordariomycetes, Diaporthales, Diaporthaceae. Bases 1 to 1902 code for a protein of 633 amino acids. Gene Ontology annotation, biological process: secondary metabolite biosynthetic process. The transcript is spliced from 7 exons.